GCCAGACAGCGCCCUUCUCUCCAAAACCCGCAGCCAACCGAUCAACUCGCCGGACUCUGUUCAGGCUUUCAUCACAGCGCCAGCCUCGCCAACACAUUCACCAAAGUCUGUCUCGAACAUGCACCGUCUCUCCCGCCUCCGCCCAUGCGGUGCUGUCCGCUGUCUCUCCACAUCGACACUUGCUCGAUCAUCCUCCAGUGCUUCGGCCGUGUCGCCUGGCAUCUUUUCCUCGCCACGACCGAUUCCUUUGGGCAACAAACAGGACCAGGAAGAGUUCGAGCGCCUGCUGAAACAGGCGGACAGCCAGAUCUCAAGUGAUGUGGCCGCCGGCAUCCAGCACCCCGAUGCCCAGCAGCACAAGCUGGAGGGCUGGGAGGGCAACAAGAAUCCCCAGACGGGCGAGAUCGGUGGCCCCAAGGGCGCUGAGCCGACUCGGUUUGGCGACUGGGAACGCAAAGGCCGGGUCUACGACUUUUGAACGUUGCCUCGGUGCGCCCUCAAACAUCCGCUGGAGGCCGAAACGCUGGAUCGACAACGAUCACAGGGCCGCUUUCAGAUGCAUGCUCCCGCCCACCCAAUACAGCGCUUUACGAUGCGAAAUAUUGCACCCUG
Molecule: messenger RNA, 612 nt
Organism: Polychytrium aggregatum
Lineage: Eukaryota; Fungi; Chytridiomycota; Chytridiomycetes; Polychytriales
Exons: 1
Coding region: 119-478 (119 amino acids)
Biological process (GO): mitochondrial respiratory chain complex II assembly
Cellular component (GO): mitochondrion
Source: RefSeq, a predicted model, not a curated record